Megalobrama amblycephala (Wuchang bream) is the source of this 1053-nucleotide messenger RNA. RefSeq names its product protein ANTAGONIST OF LIKE HETEROCHROMATIN PROTEIN 1-like. NCBI's taxonomy places the organism in Eukaryota, Metazoa, Chordata, Actinopteri, Cypriniformes, Xenocyprididae. The transcript has 3 exons. Bases 1 to 1053 code for a protein of 350 amino acids. The record is from RefSeq and is a predicted model, not a curated record.
AUGGCGUUUUGUGGAGCAGUGUUAGCAACGUCGGUACAGAGAAACGUGUGGGUGCGGAGUCGCAGCCAGGAGUGGUGGGAUACUGAUGUGAGUGGCUUCACUAAUACAGAAUUCAUCAGUAACUUUCGAAUGACCAGAUCCACAUUCGAUUAUGUUUGUGAGCGCCUUCGAUUAACUCUGUCACGGGAAGAGACAUGUCUGCGGCGGCCCAUAACAGUGCAGAAACGCGUUGCAGUUGGAGUGUAUUGGCUAGCAACAGGUGCGUGCUAUCGUACGAUAGCUAACUUGUUCGGCAUAGCCAAGUCUACAGUCUGCUCCAUUGUACACGAGUUCUGCCAAGCAGUUCGCCGUGUCCUCAUGCCCCAUUACAUAAAACUGCCCAAAGGGGAUGACCUGCAAGAGGUCAUUGAAGGCUUCCAGCAGAGAUGGGGUUUCCCGCAGUGUGGAGGAGCAAUUGAUGGGAGUCAUAUCCCCAUCAUUGCUCCAGAGGAUAACCACGCAGAGUAUUUCAACCGCAAAGGGUGGCACUCAGUUCUGCUCCAGGGUGUCGUGGAUCAUCGGUUUUGCUUCACCAACAUCUAUGCUGGAUGGCCAGGGAGUGUUCAUGAUGCGAGGGACACUGAGGAGAUAAUGGGCGUUCAAGUGCCAAUCAUGCUGCUCGGUGACCCGGCUUAUCCCCUUCGAAGCUGGCUGUUAAAAGGAUACUGUGACACAGGGACCCUGACAGCUGAGCAGAAGUACUUCAAUGAGCGCCACAGCAGAGCCAGGAUGACUGUGGAGUGCGCUUUCGGCCGACUGAAGGGCCGGUGGAGGUGCCUUGCUAAACGGCUGGAUGUGGACGUUUCCCUCGUCCCCACCAUAAUCAGUGCAUGUUGCACACUCCACAACGUGUGUGAAAUGCACGGGGAGAAUUAUGAAGAGGCUGGUGGAACUGUUCCUCAUGUUCCUCAUGUUCCUCAUGUUGAGAGAUGGGCUGAAGGAGGGGGAUUUGUAGAUGUGCAGCCAUCAAGAGUCAGAGAAGCACUGACUCAGCUUUUUUUUAGCCAACGUUGA